Molecule: messenger RNA, 2463 nt
Organism: Sycon ciliatum
Lineage: Eukaryota; Metazoa; Porifera; Calcarea; Leucosolenida; Sycettidae
Exons: 9
Coding region: 286-2352 (688 amino acids)
Source: RefSeq, a predicted model, not a curated record
GCAGCACCUAGUGAGUAGGUGGUAAUCACAUCGCAGUGCAACCAUAAGAGAUUAGAUCAAGGUUGUAGAUAAACAUCUCUUUACCCGCUGCGAGGCUAUGAAGUUAGCCCUGCUGGUUUCAUAAUAUUUCGCGUCUAGUCGGUCGGUAUUCAAUGGUCUUGCAAGCCUAAUAGCUUGGUCCCUGUCAAUGUUAGAAGUUAGGGAUAGACUGGUGUCCAACGCUCCCAUUGGAAUGGCGCAAGGCGACCAGUGCGACUGAUUGGCAACUCAAUACUAUCACCUAUCAUGAUUGAUACAGGUAGACACCCAAUACUGAUCUGUAUCGCCUUGCUCGAAAUGAACGCACUGUUCGCAGUUCAAGCAAGUGCCGGCACAUUUAUUUUGCCACGAUGCGACAACCAAUGUGCCAAGACUUGUAAAGCGUCCGGCACAUCAUGGCACAUGAAGUGCGGCUGGUCUACAGUUGCUACCUUCUCCAAGGACGGCCAGUCCAUUACCAACACCUCAGCACUAACAGCAUCCAGCAUGACAAUCAGGAGAAAGGUCCGGCACGACGGUGACUUGCAGGUAUUGGAGGUUCUGAACCUGCAAGCCAGUGCUCACAGUGGCGAAUAUCGCUGUCGUGGAGUGAAUGAACUGCGAACACUGUUAUGGACAAGAUGCGAGUGUCUAGUGGUCACAUCGAGUCAGCAGGAACAGCAACAGUGUCUGCAGGCGAUACGUCCAAAGAUCUCUCCACCGGGGCCUCGCAACGUGAGAGGUUUUGAAGGUCAACCCAGCCUAGUGUUGGAUUGCUUUUCUACAGGCGGGGCUACUCACUUACGUCGAUGGCUCUUCAACAGCUCACCUAUCUCCAGCGCUAGCCAGUGGAGCCCCACCUACGUCCUGCGGAACGUGACAAGAAGCAUGGCCGGCCAGUACACCUGUGAGCUGCUGGAGAAGCAUAGACGAGACUACUAUGACAGAGUAGAUUACUUCGUCACAAUACAGCAAGACACCCGAAAGAGAAACAUCAACAAAGUCAUAAACGAGACAUCGCUCGUGACGAGGAGGCUGACGUGUCCCUACGCCACAAUGCCUUGGGCGCUGAAUCAAUCUGUCCAGUGGUAUCAGGACGGAACGCCGCUAAACUCCAGCACAAUCGGAGUAUUCUUUGCGCGGACCAGCGUGAUCAUCGUAGAUUUACGACUCCUGGAUUUCGCCCGGAGAACAACAAUCUCAUGCAGAAUGUCCGAGACCAACGUCGAGGCGCUCUUCAAUAUUAUAAUGGUUCCUCCGGAUGCACCAAGGAAGCCUCACGCGCGGCCAGGGAACAAAAUCGUGGCCAUCCAGCAAGACCACGAGCCGACAACGAAACUAAUCGUAAUCAGCACGUUCCGUCAAGGUCGCAUGAGCAUGGCGAUGAGCCACCUGGUCGAGAGGUUCGAGAGCAAAGCCGACCCAAAACAAGAAUUGACUCCAUCAGAAGCCUGCUUCAUGGCGUCCCAAGACUCUACCGUCAGUCUGGCUAUUGAGUUGCAGUAUAUCACGCGUGAUGGCAUACGAAGCAGUAAAAGCGAGCCAGAAAACUGGAACUACCACCCAAGUCUGGCGAAAACGCAUCUUCACACAUUCCUCCUGUUGAUGAAGGCCAACGAGAAUGGGUGUAACAGCAAUUCCAGUUCUGCCACCAACACCUUGUCGGUGACUGAAUUCUCUCGACUUUGGCAUCAACGUCUAACUAAUAUCUUCAGCAAGCUGUGCUCAUGUUGUUCGCUCGAGAAACCGCUUGCUAUGCAAUUGGACGAAACCACUGAGGACGUAUGCACGACGUUUAGCCAUCCCCACGAUGUAAUCCCUCUGAUGAACUGCACUGCAGCAGGAGGGGCACUGGUGGAAGUGAAAUUCGCAGUAAGGUCGACGACGGAGCUCACAAACCUAGCCGCUCCAUUACAUCGUUUUCUCCGCGCAUUCCCAGUUUUAUCCCUCAACGAUGACUGGGAGUUCUCGUACCAAGGAUUCUGGGUGUAUGGUCCGUACUGGGAGGCAUUCUCUCUUGGCAACCUGACCACCCUGACUGAGACAGCUGUUAGUGUGAGCAUGCAAUUCACAACCAGCCUGUGUGCGUUCAGUUCCCAAUUGACAUAUAUUGCACAUGCAGAACCCACUAGCAUGAUAACUUCAGGAACUAAGGUCACUAGCAAUGCCACAGAGUACAUCACUUCAUCAGGGCCGGCCACGACCCACACACCUGUUUCUAGCAUAUAUCUUUCCCCUACAAAGAGUAGUGCGGACGUUAUGCUAAGCCUAUCAGCUAUUAACUAUUUAGUAGUUACCGUCUCUGUUCUGAAUAUUUUGGCGAUGAGUGUCUAGUGUUGCCACUUGCCAGUGCUAACCGUCGGAUAGUAUUGAAGCUACUUUACAUUCUUUGCGCUCCAUCGCAUUGUUUGUAUGUGUCUUUAGCUCCAAGGUGCGGUAUCCUGA